AUGGUAUAUUUCAUUGAUUCAAAUAUCAUAAUCGAGAAUCCGGAAUUGAAUAAAUUACCAUUAUAUUAUUUGCAUUUUAUUAAUUCCAUGGGCGUAAUCGUGAUUAUUACUGAUGCAUUACUAUGGAAACCAAAACGAAUUCCCUUUUUAGUUUCAUACAUUCCUUGUUGUAUGUUUAUUAGUAUAUACAUUGCAUACUUAGAGAUAACAAAUUCAUUAAAUGAUUAUAUAGAAUUACCAAAUUCUGAUAUACUAUCAAUUCUAUAUCGUUUUCUAUACUAUUUAUUACUAUGGUUAAUAAUUACCAUAUUCAAUAUAUUCAGUUAUGGAUUAAUUCGUUUACUUCAUUUAAAGAAAAAACACCAAAUGAACUAUUAA
This is a messenger RNA of Schistosoma guineensis, 378 nucleotides long. The record is from the annotation of a GenBank genome assembly. NCBI's taxonomy places the organism in Eukaryota, Metazoa, Platyhelminthes, Trematoda, Strigeidida, Schistosomatidae.